AUGUUGCAAAAAACGCUCUUCGCUCUCUUCGAGCAAGGCCUCCGUGUCGGUGGCGCCCUCGUCUCCGCUCUCCGCUUCAUCCGACGCAGGCUCCUCCUCUCUCUGCGAGUGCGCAAAAAGAUCUUCGUCGUCAGCCUCCUCUUCGUCCUCCUCGACAGAGUCUUCGCCGUCAAGGCUCCCAAAUUCCUCAGCCGCGGCGAGCAGAAGGCGGGGAAGCGCGAAGCCGCCCCCCCCGCCUCAGAAUCUGCCAGCGCAAGCAGCGCAGGCGGGAGAGACGCAACGACCGCGGCCGCGCCGGAGGCAGACGGCGGAGACGCCGAAGGAGAUAGCGGGGGCGGCGCGAGUGAGCAGAGUGCCAAGACUACGCAGACCAUCAAGAGGAGCCAGACGCAAGCUGGACGCGACAAAAGGGCAGGCGAGUGCUUCGCAGAAGAACGCGGAGAGAAGACAGGAAAAGGCGCAGAGCGGCGAAGCAGAGAAGAGACACCGCGGCGAGCACCCUUGGAGGCGACCGCCGCGCAGGGACGCGAAGGAGGGCCCCACAGAGGAGACGGCUGGGGCGAAGAGACAGCACAGGGCGAACAGGCCUCGCCCCGAGCCGCAGACGCGCCGCAGGACAACCAGGAGAGCGCUGACGCGUCUCGGCAAGCGUGGACUGUAGAGGCAGCCGCAGAACGACAAACUGGCAGAGAAGGCGAAGCCCGUUUUGCGCGGUCGGAGCACGCCUUUGUGCGUAGACAACUGACGGCCGGCGCCGUCGCUUCCCCGUCCUCCUGA
Molecule: messenger RNA, 777 nt
Organism: Besnoitia besnoiti
Lineage: Eukaryota; Apicomplexa; Conoidasida; Eucoccidiorida; Sarcocystidae
Product: transporter, cation channel family protein
Exons: 1
Coding region: 1-777 (258 amino acids)
Source: RefSeq, a predicted model, not a curated record